UUUGUUGUCACAUGACCAGCGUGCCUGCGCCGCUUGCCUUGAGUUGUCUUCUAUUUCCGCGUUCAACCGAGGGGAGCGCUGGGCUGAAUGCGUCUUCACGGCCGCUCUGAGUCCACCUUUCACGCCGCGGAACUGCGUCGCCGUGCGGGGAUCAAUUGGGCGGGGGGAGACUCGCGCAAUCGCAUCGCCUGGACCCACGCUGCAGUAGGACCAUGCUCACGCGGGUGAAAUCGGCGGUGGCCAAUUUUAUGGGAGGUAUGAUGGCUGGUGGCUCUAACGGUGACCACCCCGGCGGCUCGGAUCUGCCGCUGAAAUACCCGUACAGCAGACCGGAGUUCCUGGGACUAUCGCUGGACGAGAUUGAGUGCUCGGCGGAUCACAUUGCGAGACCGAUCCUCAUCCUGAAGGAGAGCAAACGGCUUCCGUGGUCCACCGGCUACGCAGAGGUGAUCAAUGCAGGAAAAAGCACAUUAAAUGAGGACCAGGCCUGCUGUGAGGUGCUGGUGGUGAAAAGGAGACCUGCAGGAAUCUCCACACCCAACCGGACCCCUACGACCCGCAGGAGGUCUUCCCUGCCCAAUGGAGAGGGCUCGGGCCCCCGGGAGUGCCCGCCCACCAGUACUUUACUCAAGCCCAGCCAGAGCCUACAGCAAGCUCAUGAAAGCUCUGACAACCUCACCUUCAUCUACUGGGCGAUGUUUGAUGGCCACGCCGGCUCUGGGGCGGCUGUAGUGGCUGCCCGCCUUCUACAUCACCACAUCGCCCUGCACCUUCAGGAGGUGAUGGAGAUCGUCUGCAAUCCGAACCUGACGACCCCCACGUGCCUCGGGGAGGAGCCAAUCAAUCACCACCUCACCCCGACAUCCCAGCGCGCCCUCACCAGGGCCGCGUCCCUCCGCGGCGCCGCAGGAGCUCCCGGCUCACCCAGCACCCCACCCACGCGCUUCUUUACCGAGAAGAAGGUCUCACACGAGAGCCUGGUGGUCGGAGCCAUCGAGAAUGCUUUCAAAGACAUGGAUGUGCAGAUCGAGAAGGAGAAGGCGGUCUACAACGUCUCAGGUGGCUGCACUGCUCUGGCGGUGGUGUAUUUGCUGGGGAAGCUCUACGUCGGGAACGCUGGAGACAGCAGAGCUAUCAUUAUCCGGGCCGGGGAAGUCAUCCCCAUGUCAGCAGAGUUCACGCCGGAGUCAGAGAGACAGCGACUGCAGUUCCUGGCCUACAUGCAGCCCCACUUAUUAGGGAACGAGUUUACACAUCUGGAAUUCCCGAGGAGAGUUCAGAGAAAGGAGGUCGGGAAGAGGAUGCUGUACCGUGACUUCACCAUGUCAGGAUGGGCGUAUAAAACCAUCGAGGACGAUGACCUAAAGUUUCCCCUGAUCUACGGCGAAGGGAAGAAGGCUCGUGUGUUGGCGACCAUCGGGGUCACCAGAGGUCUGGGGGACCACAAUCUCAAAGUGCACGACUCCAACAUCUACAUUAAGCCCUUCCUGUCCUGCUGCCCAGAGGUUAAAGUCUACCCUUUGGCGCAGUGCGAGCAUGGAGCUGAUGACGUUCUGGUGCUGGGAACCGACGGUCUGUGGGACGUGCUCUCUAACCAGGAAGUGGCUGAAGCGGUCACUUGUUUCCUGGCAAACUGCGACCCCGACGACCAGCACAGGUACACAAUGGCAGCCCAGGACCUCGUAAUGAGAGCACGGGGGGUUCUGAAGGAUCGGGGCUGGAGGAUAUCCAACGACAGAUUGGGCUCUGGAGACGACAUCUCCGUCUACAUCAUUCCCCUCAUGUACGGCAACAAGCAGAACUAGCAGAGCUACGAAAAUACAACCACCACCGAAACGUAACCCCUCCUUGACCCCCGCAGUUCCCCUCACCCCUUGGUCUCUUUAUAAAGUGCUCUAGUGUGGACUUCCUCCUCUGCUGAGGGAUCCAAAUGUCUCUGGUCAGAAAUGGGAUUUUUCUUCUUUUUUUUGUCCAGGCUGUUUUCAGAUCAUCCUCAAUUAGGGUGACCUCUUUGUCUGGUCCUUUUUUUUUUAUAGUAAAGAAAUGUAAAAAGAGCUUGAGUUGAAGGUACUAAUCCCCCCCCCCCCCCCAAUCCAGAGGAAGCCAUCAUGAACCUUGUUGCGGGGCGAUGCCUUUAAGGCUGAGAGCAUAUAGACUCAUGGAGGAGAUGGUGAUGUGCAUCUCAGGAUUGCAGUUACUAACUAAUGCACAAUUAUUUAUAAAUGUGAAGAUGUAAAUACUCCAAGGUAAGACAUUUGAUAAGUGUGUUUACCUGUACAGUGUAACCCCCCCCCCCCCCCAAAAAAAAACACUAACCUGAAGACUGAUGUCCUGCAUAUAUAAAUCACACCUCCUCUGUUCCGUGUAGAGCUGUUAAAUUAGCCGCGUUCAGUCAUCUGCAGUCGUGAGUCUGUUGUCCAAAAGAAAAAACGUGAAAUCCUUCCAUAGAUAGUACGUCAGCUGUUUUUCCUGAUACUGCAUAUUUGUAUUCAUUUGCACGCCUCGUAAUUUGCAAUUCAGUGCUCGCUAACUUAAGAAAAUUCCUUUGAAAAUGAAGAAACACAUUCAUGAAGAAAAACUGUAACGGAAGGAGCUACGAGACCCUGCUCUCAUCAUAGCAUUACAUGUAGCCUUUAGCUUUUACAUUAAUUCAGUUUUAAGGUGGAAACACAAAGAAGUCUUUCUGUUGCACUCAUUCUCCGUCUGCCAUCUACCUCAUUAUUUACUUCCUUUUAUUGUAUUACCCAUUGUCCUCUUUGAGUGGCUGUUUGAAUGCUACGUCAGGUGCAUCAGCGGCUGCUUCCUGUGCCAUUAUUCAGCCAUGAUUUGCUCCCGUACCGGCACCAUUUGUGAACUUGUUUUGCAAAAAAGCACUGAAGGAAAAACGUCCUCACAGGGAACUGUGGGGGUGUAGUGUACGAAAUAUAUAUUUGUAUACAUAUUAUGCUCAAAAGCCCCUUUGUCAUGCACUCAUGUUUACCUUUCCUCAGUAACAGUUGGAUAUAUUGUCCCUAUAAAGAUAAAGAUAAACCCAUUCUUAUGAAUAUAAGGGGCCUCUGAAGAGAAUUGCUUUGAUUUUGAAUGUGUCAUUUUACAGCAGGUAUGAAUAACACUAUCAGUGCAGACAAAUGUACAACACGUGUGUGUCUACAAUCAAUAUUGUUGCUUGAUUCAUUGGUUUUCCACAUUUCCGUUUGUUUAGUUGUAGUUUUCAGCUUCUACUAAUUGUGGCACAAAAGUCUUAAUGCUGUGCGAGUGGCUGAAGCUGGUGAAACAUGGAACAGAGUGACUUAAUUUAAAUGUAAAAAUGUAAAUAAUGUUUUCAGUGGAAACUUCUCUUUCUUUUGCUGUAAGCGAUGUACAUCUUACUGAAACAAAAGACGUCAUUUGCACUGUUUUGGAAACCAAGGAACAGUGUAAAUAAUGGUUUAAAUGCUCACUUUUCUGCUCUAUUAAAAAAACGUUACCUUUUUUUCCA
Anarrhichthys ocellatus (wolf-eel) is the source of this 3478-nucleotide messenger RNA. It is a transcript of the gene ppm1h, whose product is annotated as protein phosphatase, Mg2+/Mn2+ dependent, 1H. NCBI's taxonomy places the organism in Eukaryota, Metazoa, Chordata, Actinopteri, Perciformes, Anarhichadidae. The transcript has 11 exons. The record is from RefSeq and is a predicted model, not a curated record. The coding region runs from base 213 to 1805 and encodes 530 amino acids. Gene Ontology annotation, cellular component: mitochondrion. Gene Ontology annotation, molecular function: [pyruvate dehydrogenase (acetyl-transferring)]-phosphatase activity. Gene Ontology annotation, biological process: protein dephosphorylation.